Heterobilharzia americana is the source of this 870-nucleotide messenger RNA. NCBI's taxonomy places the organism in Eukaryota, Metazoa, Platyhelminthes, Trematoda, Strigeidida, Schistosomatidae. The record is from the annotation of a GenBank genome assembly.
AUGUUUAUCAAUCCAGUUUCUCGUUUAUUAUCUGGGUUUGCACAAGCCAUUAUCGAGCUUGUAGAAGAUGACAAUACACCCGUCACCAGUAAUGCAAGCAUAAACAAUCCUACUUAUACCAAUGCUACGAGUAGCAUGAACGCUCAUCCCAAGGCAACGUUUUUAAAGGAGGCGACUAAUAGGAAUUAUGCAGGAAAUUAUAAUCCACCAAGUGAACAAAAUAAAACAAACUAUCCGCUUGCAAAACAGACAUACCAAGAUUCCCGUUCACCGACUUUUCCAGGACAAUGCUUGAGUACUUCAUCAAUACCGCUAGAGAAUUCAAUAGGUGACGACAUAAAAAGAACUCUGAUGAAUCAUUCGACAACGAAUGCUUCAACAUUACCCAGUGAUCAUAAUAUUGAUGCCAUAACCAGUACAAUCCCUGUCAGUGAUGUUGUACACGACAAAAGUGAAGAAAGUUACAUCUCAGUUCAUGUUGAUUCGGAAAGAAUUCAAGAAGAACUCAAGUCAACGGAUACCGAUACGGACUCAUGUCUAACAGAACCACAAAUAUCACCAAACUAUUGUCACAUUAUGGAUAAACGAUAUAGUCUAGAUGAAUAUGAACUGAGAGAUGUAGAUCCACCUUUACACAUGGAUUAUAAUUUCUGUUCAGAUGAGAAAUCGCAAUCACCACCAGAAGACUAUUUACAAGAAGAGAUGGAGUUAUCCCACGCAGGAGGCAAAGAAGUUCAAGGUAACCAUGUGAACAUGAGCCACGGUGGAUUUAUUGCUUCAGAAACAGAAAACGUUAAAUAUAGUUAUCACGGUAGGUGGUUACUGAAUACAAAUAAUCGAAGUAUAUUUUCAGUUACUGAGUAUUGCUAG